CCAGACGGGAGGGUCCAAGCCAAGGGCCACAUAUGACGGGUCUGUCCACCAAAUAAGGGAUGAUAAGAAGGGAGAGCAACCCAAGAGGCCAUGGACGGAGAAGUGAUGUACAUACCACCAAUCCGACUCCCACAAUACGGCGGAUUGCCGAAAUGUCAAGGUUGUGCUCAAGGAGAUGGCCUUGAAGGGAGAGCUUGGGGAAGGUUACGCAACGGGGAAUAAAAAGGACUUGAAAGCGAACACCUGGACCCGUCCUCAGGGAAAAGACCAGGGAAGGAGAAAAUCCGGGAAGGAUAACAAGCAGCUGGAUAAAGAAUUCAUCGAUAUGAUUGUCGGCGGCCCAGAAGGCGGGGACACUGGCUCCCAGCGGAAUAAUUGGGCCAGGAGCUUGCACGUAGCGGUGGUUUCCCUGGAGUCACAAGGGAAGCAGGCAAGGAGGGAACCUAUCACUUUCACUGAUAGGGAUAUGCCCAGGACGGGGGGAGAUCAUAAUGACCCUUUGGUCAUUACAAUAGACAUCAAUGGGGCUGAUGUGGCCAGGGUCCUGGUUGACACAGGAAGAAGUGUCAAUGUUUUAAACUUGGAUGCUUUCAAGAAAUUGAAGCUUGACAGGUCCAUGCUAAGGCCGCUACAAACUCCAUUGUCAGGCUUCACUGGAGCUAGCAUAGAAGCGGAAGGUCAGAUCACCUUACCAGUUACCUUGGGGUCAGGUAAUAGGACAGUGACCAAACAAAUGAGAUUUGUUGUGGUCGACAUCAAGUGGGUACAUAAUGCCAUUCUUGGUAGACCUGGAAUCAAUCAUGUCAGGGCCAUCAUUUCUAUGGCACACUUAUGCAUGAAGUUCUACACUCCCAACGGGAUCGGGGAGGAAAGGGGUGAUCAAAAGAAUGCCCGGUCCUGUUACCUAGAAGCGGUCAAGAAGAUGACCCGCCAGUUCGAACAAAUUGAACUGGUCUCCCAGCAGGUAGACAAGGGUGAGGAGAAGGCUAGGAUCGAGCCGGACGCAAACACGGAGGAGAUCCAGAUUGAUGCUUCCAAUCCUGAGAGGAAGGUCAAAAUUGGGGCUGAUCUUCAAGACGAGCUAAGGACUGAGAUUGUCCAGGUGCUGACCAGGUAUAAAUCCUUGUUUGCCUGGAGUGUUGCUGAUAUGCCCGGAAUUGACCGGUCAGUCAUUUGCCAUCGUCUCUCUAUUCUUGAGGGGUCUAGGCCCGUAAGACAGAAGAAGAGAUUCUUGGCAAGUGAAAGGAGGGACUUUGUGAAGAAGGAGGUCAAGGACCUACUUGAGGAAAAAGAACCGGCCAAGGCCAUCACUGAGCCAUGGUGGUCCAUGUUGGUAGAUGGAGCUUCCGGGCGGAAAGGUUACGGGGGUGGUGUGGUAUUCACAACUCCGGAAGGGUUCACGGUAUAUCAUGCCUUGAUCUUUAAUUUCAAGCUCACAAACAAUGAGGCGGAGUAUGAGGCAUUGAUAGGGGGUCUGAGAUUGGCCAAAACCCUACAAAUCAACUGCCUCAAGAUUAAAUCCAAUUCGAGCUUGGUGGUAGGACACAUCAAUGGCAACAUGGAGGCCAAAGGAGAAAAAAUGCAGAGGGGGGAGAACACCGAUGCAGACUUGCUAUCGAAAUUGACACAAGCAGCCCCGGAGCAUGUGUCCAAGCUGGCCAGGAUUGAGACGCUAGAGAAAGCCAGCAUUGAUGGGUUUUCUGUUAGCAUGAUAGAAGAAGAUGGACAGCCCAAUCCAGAUCGGGUGGAGCCAGAUGAUAUUUGGAUGAAUGACUUGGUCAGGUAUUAUAUGACCGGGCAGUUCCCUGAGGAUGAGGACAGGGUGAGAAAAAUAAAGUUGAGGGCUCCAAGAUUCCAAAUGCUUGAGGGAAGGCUAUACAAAAGAGCAUUCGGCGGUCCUCUGCUAAGAUGCUUGACCAGGGCAGAAGCGGAAAGAGUGAUCGCCGAAGUUCAUGAGGGUGUUUGUGCAGCCCACCAAAUGUCCAGGACACUCGCACAAAGGAUCAUUCUGCUAGGUUAUUUCUGGCCUACAAUGAACCAAGAUUGCGAGAAGUAUGUCCAAAGGUGCAAGACUUGCCAGGUGUUCUACAAAUUUCUGGGAAGGCCUGCAACAUACUACCACCCAGUUUCCAAUGUUAUUCCAUUCGCAAAGUUUGGGAUGGACAUCAUUGGAGCCUUCCCUCAAGCUCAAGGGAGGAAGAAGUACGUAAUGGUUGCUAUCGACUACUUCACAAAAUGGGUAGAGGCCGAGGCAUAUGCAACCAUUACGACCAAGCAAUGCCAGCGCUUCGUUUGGAAGAACAUCAUCAUUAGGUUUGGGUCUCCGCGGAACAUCGUGACGGAUAACGGGCCUCAAUUUCGGAAUCCAGGGUUCACCAAAUACUUGGAGGACUUCGGGAUUACUCACAACAAGGCUUCCGUGGCCUACCCGCAAGGGAAUGGCCAGGUGGAGAAUGUGAACCGCACAAUAGUGGAUGUGAUCAAGAAGCGGUUGGGUGAGGCAGGAACAAAUUGCAAAAAAAUGACCUUCCGGGAAAAGAUCUAUGAGGAAAAAGGGAAUGAGGAAGAUCAUUUGGCAGAGUUGAACUUGCUGGAGGAAAGGCAAAUGGUCGCCGAGGCCAAGAUGAUUGAAUACCAGCAAGCAGCCAAGGCCUACCAUGAUAACAGGGUAGGGCCUCGGUAUUUCCAAGUGGGUGACGAGGUCUUAAGACGAAGGGAGGCCAGCAAACCAGGAGACGGGGGAAAGCUCGCAAAGAAAUGGGAAGGCCCAUAUAGGGUAACAGCAAUACUACGCCCUGGGACAUACAAGUUAGAAACAAUGGAAGGUCGAGAGUUGGAAAGGUGUUGGAAUUCCCACCACCUUAGAAAAUUCUACCGAUAGGCCAAAUUGGCAGGGCAUAUAUUUGUAAUACCCCUUCAAUGAUAAAUAAGAGCUUUCUUCAAUACUUGUGUUGCUAGGUCAAUAAUACUAAAAUAACAUG
Messenger RNA from Cuscuta campestris, 2981 nucleotides. The record is from the annotation of a GenBank genome assembly. NCBI's taxonomy places the organism in Eukaryota, Viridiplantae, Streptophyta, Magnoliopsida, Solanales, Convolvulaceae.